UUCAGUGAGCUGUGCUCGAUCUUCAUCACAUCAUGGGGUGGACUCUUGCCGUGGCUGCUGCCGUCGUAGUGGCCUUACUGGUGUGCUGCUCCUGUGAGGUCCGAGGUAAGGAGGACGACGAUGUGCUGGACUCCCUCGUCGAUUUCCUGACCAAGCUCGCCGGUGGCGACGAGAAGACGGCGGGCGACCUCGGCUGGGACGCGUCGACCGACCCCUGCGACGGCACCGGCGGCCGCAACGGCAGCGACUCGAAGUGGGGAGGGACCGUCAAGUGCUUCGAGAACGGCGCGAGCAACGCCGGCCUGAUCAAGGUUAUCGACCUGCAAUCCCUAGGCCUCAGCGGCACCAUCGACGCGGAGUUGCUGUGCGCCGCGCCGGCGCUCCGCGUGGUGAGCCUGCAGAACAACAAGCUGCGCGGCGGCCUCCCCGCGGGCUUCUCGGCCUGCUCGGGCCUCACCCACCUCUACGUCGACCGCAACCAGCUCUCCGGCGCCCUGCCGAGCUCCCUCGGCAACCUCAGGAAGCUCCACGUGCUCGACGUCUCCAGGAACGACUUCUCCGGCGAGAUCCCCGCCGGCCUCAGCGACGUCCGCGGCCUCAUAAGGUUCAACGCGAACGAAAACCACUUCCAAGGCACCAUUCCUGAUUUCGACCUCGACAAGUUCGAGACCUUCAACGUCUCCAACAACAACCUCACCGGACCUAUCCCGAAGAACACCGGACGCUUCCGCGACGACAGCUUCGCGGCCAACGCCGCCGGCAUGUGCGGAGAGCCCAUGUUCUCCCCGUGUCCCUCCGGGUCCGGGGAGAGCAAAUCAAAGAAGACGCGAAGGAUCCUCAUGUACCUCGGGUACGUCCUCCUCGGCGCCGUCAUCGUGGCAUUCGUCGUGUACAAGCUUUGCUCCAGGAAGAGGAACAAGCUGGGCAAGAAGGCCAUGGUCGGCAAGGACACGUUCGACAGCAGCAACCCGACGACGACGACGACAAGCAAGUCGGCGUCGGCCUACUCGCUGCCGGCUUCGGCGGAGCGGAGCCCAGCGCGCAAAGGCGCGGCGUCGACGUCGCUGGUGGUGCUGCGGCGAUCGGGCACGGCCUCGGUCACAUCGACAGCUGCCGCCGCCGCGGCCAAGGACCUGCGGUUCGAGGACCUCCUCAAGUCUCCCGCGGAGCUGCUGGGGCGCGGGCGGUACGGGAGCUCGUACAAGGUGGCGGUGCCCGGCGGGGCGGCGCUGGCGGUGAAGCGGGUGAAGGACGCGUCGGUGAGCGACGACGAGUUCCGGCGGCGGAUGGAGCGGGUCGCGCGGGCGAGGCACCCGGCCGUCCUGCCGCCGCUGGCCUUUUACUGCGCCGCGCAGGAGAAGCUGGUGGUCUACGAGUUCCAGAGCAACGGCAGCCUCCACAAGCUACUCCACGGUAUGCCGCUUUCGUCGCUCCUCUCCUUACAAUAG
Messenger RNA from Triticum aestivum (bread wheat), 1448 nucleotides. RefSeq names its product probable inactive receptor kinase At1g48480. Gene Ontology annotation, biological process: protein phosphorylation. Gene Ontology annotation, molecular function: protein binding; protein kinase activity; ATP binding. Bases 33 to 1448 code for a protein of 471 amino acids. The record is from RefSeq and is a predicted model, not a curated record. The transcript has a single exon. Lineage: Eukaryota; Viridiplantae; Streptophyta; Magnoliopsida; Poales; Poaceae.